AUGGCCACCUUCUCCUUCCCAGAUCCUGACAGACGCCGCCUGCUCAUGUCUGAGGGUGAAGUUCCUGAGGUGAACCAGGCCUAUGCAAAAUCAGAACCAGAUGGCACUAUGAAGGGGGAAAGCCCGAAGCACAACACUGAUGCUUCAUCACAUACAACUAUCGACUAUGCGUUUCAGUCCGGCAUUUUCCUAGAUGAUACUUCAUCAAGCGCUCAGCAAGAGUUCAAAGAUCAGAUUUUGAAAUCUUUGGCAGGGUUGUUGCAAAAGUACGGAUCAGUUUCCAAGUUCUUGUCAUCACGUUUUGGCAGUCAAUCAGAAGCACAGCUCUUUGUCCAGCACCUGCAUGAAGUUUGCAGGGCAGGGCAUCCUGUGCACCAUGUCCAACAUGAGAAGCUUCCUGCUUUGCAAGCUGAGGGAUCUGGAAGCUUGACAAAGUCAGAGGUUUUGCAGUUGCCCUUGGCUGCCUUUAGCUUUGGGCCACAUUGCAGUGUCAAGUCAGAGCCAGAUCACAGUUCAUUCUUGGAUUUGGCUGAAUCCAUUUUGACAGAGGGCUUCAUAUCCAAGACAGAGCCGGUUGUCUGCAUGCAGUCUGGAGAGGUCAUUCAGGAUGCUGCGGAAGUUGGUACUACUGCUCCAUGGACAGGUUCUUUGAUUCCAUUUUCAGUCAAUGAAACCUUGGCAUCUUCAAUUGCUUCGAUCCAUGCGGUGGUGCUGGAGCACUCCUCUAAGCAGCAGGAACUCUUGUACAACUUCAGGGCUUCCAACCGAGGGUCUUUGUGCAAGCCGCCUUCCAUCCUGACGUGGGUGCAGAGUGUGAAACUUUUGAAGGCUCAAGGUGUUACUCUUGACCUUGUUCAAGUGAUCAAGAAAUUCAACACAGGCACAGUGGGCAAGCUUCAGCUGGUAGGUGCAAAAGCUGUCGCUGUGAAAAACCUCUUGGAGGUCAUGCCAGAGGAUGCAUUGCGAGUGAUUGAGGCCCACUGUCAGAAACUUGGCUGGCAGGGCUGUGUCUUUAGCGAUGAUGCUCUAGGGUCCAAGAAGACUCUGCCCACAUACAACUUCAGGCACAAUGUUGGAGGUAUGUGGGCAAAGUUGGGCAAGAUGUCGCCGGAACAACUUUGCUGCUUUUCAAGCAUGUGA
Molecule: messenger RNA, 1140 nt
Organism: Durusdinium trenchii
Lineage: Eukaryota; Dinophyceae; Suessiales; Symbiodiniaceae
Source: the annotation of a GenBank genome assembly